AUGCCGCCUGCAACCGAGUCCCAGCCCGCAGCCGCGGUCACUGUCAUUUCAGACAAAGUGGCGUCUCCGGAGGCUAAGCCAACGGCACGACUGUGCCACCUGGUGAUCCGUCCAGACUUUGUAGGUUACGGUUUCAAGCUGCUCGAGGACACCGAACGUAAGCGGGAGUUCGUCGACUCCGUGGAACCGGGAAGCCCAGCCGAAGCUGCAGGACUUCGAGUCAAGGACGUCAUCAUUGAGGUUGUUUUACUUCAAAUACUACAAGGGGCCUGCGUAAACGGAGCUAAAGUGGAGGGCGCCAGCCACCAAGACAUUCUCGAUCGUAUCAUGUCAAUUCCCAACGAGACACGUCUACUGGUGGCGGACGGCGCCACCUGUCGUUGGAACCGGGAACGUGGCGUCGCCGACAGCGACAGUCUGCCGAGCGUCGUCGAGUUAAGCGGUGCCGAGGCUGCCGAUCAGUCGGCCAGCAAGCCUGCCAGCCGACAGGCCGGCGCUUCUCCGGCGAGUUCGACUCCUAGUGUCGCCGCUCAAGUGGCCGACCGCGAGGUCCGGCAGCAAUCGGUGGAGCGCGCCGACCCGGACCGGAGCGGGCCAGACCUGCCUAUCAGCACGCCCGACAAGAAGGAAUCGUCCAUGAGCCGCCAGCAAGAGCCUCAUAGCCUGGCAGAGAGUGCACUGCGACGAGGGACUGCUGCCGAAGGGACCCAGCCAAGGUCUGGUGGCACCGAACCCCAGGUCGCCGCUCAAGUGGCCGACCACGAGGUCCGGAAGAAAUCGGUGGAGCACACCGACCCGGACCGGAGCAGGCCGAACCUGCCUAGCAGCACGUCGAACAAGGACGAACCGUUCAUGAACAGCCAGCAGGAGCCUGAUAGCCUGGCAGAGGGCACAUUGCGACGACGCACUGCCGCUGAAGGGACCCAGCCAAAGUCAGAUGGCAGCGAACACAAGGUAUACUCUUGA
Messenger RNA from Dermacentor silvarum, 966 nucleotides. Its product is annotated as Na(+)/H(+) exchange regulatory cofactor NHE-RF1-like. Gene Ontology annotation, cellular component: apical plasma membrane. Gene Ontology annotation, biological process: protein localization to plasma membrane. NCBI's taxonomy places the organism in Eukaryota, Metazoa, Arthropoda, Arachnida, Ixodida, Ixodidae. Bases 1 to 966 code for a protein of 321 amino acids. Gene Ontology annotation, molecular function: protein binding; protein-membrane adaptor activity. The record is from RefSeq and is a predicted model, not a curated record. The transcript is spliced from 4 exons.